AUGGAUACAAAAGAACAAGAAAUAUUUACCCUUAUUAAUAAUUAUCGUCAACAAAAUGGUUUACCAUUACUUCAACCAUCUGUUAAUCUUGCUUAUGUUGCUCACACACAUGCUAUUGAUAUUAUUGAAAAUAAUCCGGAUGUUAAUGGUGGUAAUAUGCAUAGUUGGAGUAAUAAAGGCAAAUGGAAAUCAGUUAAAUAUACACCUGAUCAUGCACAAGCACAACUAAUGUGGAGCAAACCAUCAGAAAUAAGUAAUUAUAAAUUUAAUGGCUUCGAAAUCUCACUUAGUUAUGCUAAAAAUAUAAGACAAACAAUGUCAGUUAAUCCAACAGAAGCUGUUAAUACUUGGAAAAAUAGUCCGGGGCAUAACAAUGUUAUACUCCAACUAGGUACUUUUCAACAUACACUAAUGAAAGUGAUGGGCGUCGGUAUUUAUAAAGGAUAUGCAUGUGUAUGGUUUGGUCAACAAUUAGAUAUAUAUCCAGCCCCUGCAUAG
Messenger RNA from Rotaria sp. Silwood1, 498 nucleotides. NCBI's taxonomy places the organism in Eukaryota, Metazoa, Rotifera, Eurotatoria, Philodinida, Philodinidae. The record is from the annotation of a GenBank genome assembly.